Messenger RNA from Lolium perenne, 2024 nucleotides. RefSeq lists its product as uncharacterized. NCBI's taxonomy places the organism in Eukaryota, Viridiplantae, Streptophyta, Magnoliopsida, Poales, Poaceae. The record is from RefSeq and is a predicted model, not a curated record. Gene Ontology annotation, molecular function: kinase activity.
AUGCGGCUGCGUCGGGCCGUCAAGGAGCUGGAUAGCGCGUGGUUCGAUGCCACGAAUAACAUGAUGCUAUCCCGGAAGCUUCUAUUGAAGCCCUCAGGAUUCAGCUUGCCGCCGCCCAAGCAUCAGGAGGAUCUGAGCGCCCAGAGAGCCAUCUCCAAGGAGCUCAAGGAUCAGCUUAUCCAGCUUGGUCUUGACCAUAACAAGGCGCUGAAGGCCGCCGAAGCCGCUGCGGAGGCCAAGCUGCAUGAGGCGCUGGAGGAUGCUGGCAAUGGCUCUUCGGACUCCCAGGCGUUUGCUGUGAAGAAGGUUGGAGAGCGUCGGGUAGCGCAGGCAUAUGAGAACCUGGGUGCGCCCUGGGAUCCCUAUGUCCAGCUGGUUGCGCGGAACGCACGGGUCUCGCACAUGCGUGCCAUAGACCAGAACCUCUCUGACAUCCCUGAUGUGGCCACCCAGCUCUUCUGGACUCUCUGGCCUGGAGAAAGAACAAGACAAAACUCCGACGCAAGCUUGGACCCAUCACCCUCACCAGCUAAUAAAGUCCGCCCACUUCCGCGACGCCGCAACCGUCUUGGUCCCGGCUCUCGCUCUCCGUCCACAUCCCGCCGGCGGCCAGCCCGUGGCCCCACCAUGCAGCUCCUCCACUACUCGCCGACCCCGUACACUCCCAUCCUCUCCGCGGCGCCGCGCCGGCGCCGCUGCGGAUUCCUCUGCUCCUCCUUAUCUAACGUUGCCCGCGGUGCCGUCGCCGCAAACCGCGUCGUGUUGGGGUGCGGGCUGGUGACGCUGGACUACCUGGCCACCGUGGACGCGUACCCGCGGCCCGACGACAAGAUCCGCAGCGGAGAACUGCAGAUAUCGGGCGGCGGGAAUGCCGGGAACGCGCUGACGGGCGCUGCUCGUCUGGGCCUCAACACGAGGCUCAUCUCCAAGGUGGCCAGCGAUGAAAUCGGAGGAACUGUUCUUUCGGAACUCCAGGAAGCUGGAAUCGAUGUGUCGCAUGUUAUAAUCUCUGAUGGUGGAAACACAACAUUUGUCUAUGUCAUUAUUGAUAAGAAAACUAAAACUCGUACAUGCAUAAUCACGGCAGGCUACCCUCCAAUGGUUCCUAGUGACUUAUCAAUGUCAAAUCUGUCAGCUGCACUGGAAGGUGUAAACUUGUUAUACCUAGAUGGAUAUUCACAUAAAAUGGCACUGUCUGUUGCUAAGCAGGCUGAUCUAAUGAAGAUUCCAAUACUGGUUGAUGCGGAACCAGAAAGAACAAAGGCUGAACUCGGAAGUUUGCUUGGCCUAGCGAGUUACGUUGUCUGUUCGGGGAAAUUUCCAGAGAAAUGGACGUCCAUCUCAUGCAUUCCCUCGGCACUACUAGAGAUCCUUGUGCAAUAUCCUCAUGUGAGAUUCAUGAUUGCAACCCUUGGAGAAAAUGGAUGCAUGAUGCUUGAGAGGAGCGAAGGCAAUAGUUCUGAAAUAGAUGCAUCAGAUAUAGAGGAUGUUGCUGAGUCCUUGAGGCUGAAAGUGCUUAAAGAUGACAACCUGCCAACUUGUGUUUCAUCCAAGUUCAUGGAACUCUCUUCAAGAGGGCAUGGUACUGUUACUACUAUAUUUGGAAGAUUGCUCAUAGGAACAGCAGAAAAAAUUCCUAGCCCGGAGCUUGUUGACACCACUGGUUGUGGCGACUCGUUUAUAGGAGCAGUACUUUAUGGACUAUCCACGGAUAUGCCACCUGAGAAGAUGCUGCCCUUCGCCUGCCAAGUGGCGGCCAUCAAAUGCAGAGCAAUCGGUGCGCGCACCGGCCUACCAUGGUAGUCUGAUACACGCUUGUCUAAAUACUUCUGUUAGGCAUUCUGAAAAUUGUGUGGGAAAAAAUAGAGGUUUAGAGAAAUGCACCAUGUCCUCAGCUGUUGUAAGAGUCCAUGGGACUGAAACAUGGUGAGCGUCGGUGAUAAAGUUUCGUACUAAAAGUUGAAAGUAUGCAUCCAGAGGUACUGUUUGAGUGAAUAAAAUCAGCCAGCGAUGCAGUGUUGUCA